Molecule: messenger RNA, 1497 nt
Organism: Rotaria sordida
Lineage: Eukaryota; Metazoa; Rotifera; Eurotatoria; Philodinida; Philodinidae
Source: the annotation of a GenBank genome assembly
AUGGCAUUGCUUUCUUUUACAGUAUUAAUUAUUAUUCUUAUUAUUCUUAUAAUCUUUCGAUUAAAAACAUGGUUUAUUCAAUACAUUAAACUAUUAAAAACUUAUGGAUCUAUACCAUGCCCUCGAAAUAGAUUACCUUUAUUUGGAAAUCUAUUUAAUUUACCAUUAGAUCCCUAUCAAUUCUCUCAAAAACUUGAUUUGUUGUAUGAAGAAAGUAAAACUACAACAUUGUAUUGUUUAUGGCUUGGUACAUAUCCUUUAAUUGCUUUUUUUCAUCCAGUUGGACUUGAGCAUUUUCUUAGUGGCUCAAGGCAUAUAACAAAAUCAUCGGAUUAUGCAUAUCUUUAUCCAUGGCUUAGAACAGGUUUAUUAACAAGUAAUGGAGCAAAAUGGAAAAAUCGUCGACGUAUUAUAACACCUGCCUUUCAUGAUAAAGAAUUACUCAAUAAUUAUGUUGAUAUUUAUAAUGAACAAUCAACUAUUUUAGUUCAACGUUUAAGUUCAAUUGAAUCAGGAAAAGAAGUUAAUUUAUAUUCAUAUAUUGCAUCAUGUGCUUUGGAUAUUAUCUGUGAAGCUGCAAUGGGUUUAAAUAUUGGUGCUCAACAAAAAAAAAAUUCACAAUAUGUUGACGCUGUUUUAAAAUUAACAGAUAUAAUACUAAAACGUCAACGUAUGCCAUGGCUAUGGCCUGAUUUAUUAUUUAAAUUAUUACCAGAAGGACGAGAUCAUGAUCGAAAUUUAAAUAUAAUUCAUCAAUUUACAAAAAAAGUUAUUGAUGAUCGUGCUCAAGCAUUUCGUGCUGAUGAAAAUCGUGGAAAACGUUAUGCAUUUCUUGAUUUACUUCUUAAACAAAUGAAUGAUGAACAAUUAACACUUCUGGAUAUUCAAGAAGAAGUCGAUACAUUUAUGUUUGAAGGACAUGAUACAACUGCAGCAGCAAUUAAUUUUACUUGUUUUAUGAUUGCAUCACAUCCAGAAGUACAAAAAAAAUUACAUGAAGAAAUUGAUAGAGUUUUUGGAAAUGAUCGUGAUCGUCCAUGUACAAUGGAAGAUUUAAAUGAAUUAGAAUAUUUAGAAUGUGUUAUUAAAGAAACACUUCGACUUUAUCCAUCAGUUCCAUUUAUUGCACGUGAAAUACAAGAAGAUUUUAUGUAUCAUGGUUAUAAACUUUUAAAAGGUUCAACAGCUGUUAUAUUUAUUUAUUAUGUUCAUCGUGAUCCAAAACAUUUUCCUGAUCCUGAUCGUUUUGAUCCAGAUCGUUUUUUACCAGAAAAUAGUCAUAAUCGAUCACCAUUUGCUUUUGUACCAUUUUCAGCUGGUUCAAGAAAUUGUAUUGGACAACGAUUUGCUAUGUUAGAAGAAAAAUCUAUGUUAUCAUGGAUAUUAAGACGAUUUAAAUUAAAAACAUCUCAAACAUUUAAUGAUUUAAAUCUUUCAUUUGAAAUUAUUCUUCGUUCAGAACAUGGUGCUUUUGUACAACUUGAAUGUCGUGUUUAA